This is a messenger RNA of Monopterus albus (swamp eel), 794 nucleotides long. RefSeq names its product protein FAM19A2-like. Gene Ontology annotation, molecular function: receptor ligand activity. The record is from RefSeq and is a predicted model, not a curated record. Bases 231 to 689 code for a protein of 152 amino acids. The transcript has 6 exons. Lineage: Eukaryota; Metazoa; Chordata; Actinopteri; Synbranchiformes; Synbranchidae.
UGCAGGGAGAGGAGCCGAUGUGUGAAACUACAGGUUUUCCCGACGUGUUGACUGCUGCCUCUCUCAGCCUGGGCGUGAUUUGGCAGCACAUGGCUGCGUUUUUACUCUGAACUGAGUGAGAAAACUUCACGAUUGCUCCAAACUUCUGCGUCUUAGCUGAAGUGACAUGGUAUCAUGUGAACACAGACACUAAUGGAGGCAUCAACAGCUGUCUAACAACCUGAGGCGAGAUGAAGCUGAAUGUACUGGCUCGGCCAUUACACUGGGGUCUCCUGCUUCUGUGUGCAGUAAGCCUCUGCAGCCAGCAAGUGUCCACUGGCAACCAAAGCUCCCGAGGACAGCCAGGUAGAUUGUCAUUGCAGGAGAGGACAGGGAUGUGUGAAGUGGUUGCUGCUCAUCACUGCUGCAAUAAGAACAAGAUUGAAGAACGCUCUCAAACAGUCAAGUGCUCCUGCUUCCCAGGUCAGGUGGCUGGGACAACAAGGGCUCUGCCCUCUUGUGUUGAAGCCUCCAUUGUGCGUCAGAAGUGGUGGUGUAAAAUGGAGCCGUGUCUGGAGGGGGAGGAGUGCCGAGUUCUCCCUGACCUCACUGGCUGGUCAUGCAUCUCAGGGAACAAAGUAAAGACCACAAAGCUGUCUUACCAUGCCAUUCCACAACAUCUGGAACAUCCGCUGAUGAGGAUCCGAUGAUGAGGAUCAUCUGAUCUGUCUACAGUGGAGCUGCAGAUGACACUGACACAUCUGUCUCACUGUCCCAACCUUUGAGCUUGUCCAAGGUUAAAAAAUAUAAUCCCA